AUGGGUAUUCGUCUGACAGAGAUGAUUUGUUAUGCUAAAGAUGUUAUUCGCAGGAAAUCUAUGUCUAAACGUCCAUUUCUGCAGCAACCAUCUGCUCCUAGAGCUAAUGUUCCUAGAGGCCAUUUUGUGAUUUAUGUUGGAGAGGAACAGAAGAAGAAGAAGCGAUUUGUAGUUCCAAUUUCAUAUUUGAAGCAACCUUCGUUUCAGAAAUUGUUAAGUAAAGCUGAAGAAGAGUUCGGUUUCAGUUAUCCAAUGGGAGGUCUCGUACUUCCAUGUCCUGAAGAUGAAUUCAUCAUUGCCACUUCUCACUUAAAUACUUAG
Messenger RNA from Hevea brasiliensis (rubber tree), 321 nucleotides. Its product is annotated as auxin-responsive protein SAUR19-like. The record is from RefSeq and is a predicted model, not a curated record. Gene Ontology annotation, biological process: response to auxin. The transcript has a single exon. NCBI's taxonomy places the organism in Eukaryota, Viridiplantae, Streptophyta, Magnoliopsida, Malpighiales, Euphorbiaceae. The coding region runs from base 1 to 321 and encodes 106 amino acids.